AUGAAGUUCAAUAAGCAAGUUUCUUCGUCGCGGAGGAAAAACCGCAAGAGGCAUUUUUCAGCACCAUCACACAUUCGCAGGAAGCUCAUGUCGGCACCACUUUCAAAGGAGCUCCGACAGAAAUACAACGUCCGGACAAUGCCCAUCCGGAAGGAUGAUGAAGUGCAGGUGGUGCGAGGUCACUACAAGGGGAAUCAAGUUGGCAAAGUGGUGCAGGUGUACAGGAAGAAAUUUGUCGUGUAUAUCGAGCGCAUUCAGCGUGAGAAGGCUAAUGGAACGAAUGUCUACGUUGGCAUCCAUCCUUCCAAGUGUCUUGUCGUGAAGUUGAAGAUGGAUAAAGACAGGAAGAAGAUUCUCGACAGACGUUCCAAAGGUCGUUUGGCUGCUCUGGGUAAGGACAAGGGCAAGUACACCGAGGAGACUGCUGCUGCUUCCGCAACAGCCAUGGAAACAUCCUAA
Messenger RNA from Lutzomyia longipalpis, 459 nucleotides. RefSeq names its product 60S ribosomal protein L26-like. Gene Ontology annotation, molecular function: RNA binding; structural constituent of ribosome. Bases 1 to 459 code for a protein of 152 amino acids. Gene Ontology annotation, cellular component: ribosome; cytosolic large ribosomal subunit. Lineage: Eukaryota; Metazoa; Arthropoda; Insecta; Diptera; Psychodidae. The transcript has a single exon. The record is from RefSeq and is a predicted model, not a curated record. Gene Ontology annotation, biological process: ribosomal large subunit biogenesis; cytoplasmic translation.